CACUGAAACCUUCUCCUCUAUUCCAGUCAAUGGAUCAAAUAAAUGAAACUGUAGUUUUUGAAUUUGUGUUGUUGGGACUCUCCAGUUCUUGGAAAAGUACCAUUUUUCUCAUGUCCACCUUCUCUUUGCUCUAUGUAAGCAUCAUCCUGGGAAACCUUUUCAUUGUCUUUUUGGUAAUUACUGACUCCCAUUUACAGUCUCCUAUGUAUUUUCUUCUGGCCAAUCUGUCCCUCAUUGAUGUUGGACUCUCCUCCACCACAGUGCCCAAGAUGAUCUCAGAUCUUCUGAGAGAACACAAAGUCAUUUCUUUCCACAGCUGCAUGACUCAGAUAUGCUCCAUCCACAUUAUGGGAGGAGUGGAGAUGGUGCUGCUCAUAGCCAUGGCGUUUGACAGGUACACGUUUUUUACUCCAUGCAUGUUUCUCUAUGUGUGGCCUUUCCCCUCAUCAUCAAUUGACAAAUAUCUAUUCAUUGUUGACUUUGCCGUCACCCCUGCCCUUAAUCCUGUCAUCUAUACAUUAAGAAACAAAGAUAUGAAGGAAGCCAUAAAAAAGCUGAGCAAACAGAGAUGUUACAUCAGAAUUUUCUGA
Mastomys coucha (southern multimammate mouse) is the source of this 590-nucleotide messenger RNA. RefSeq names its product olfactory receptor 4F21-like. The transcript is spliced from 2 exons. Lineage: Eukaryota; Metazoa; Chordata; Mammalia; Rodentia; Muridae. Gene Ontology annotation, cellular component: membrane. Gene Ontology annotation, molecular function: olfactory receptor activity; G protein-coupled receptor activity. Bases 30 to 590 code for a protein of 186 amino acids. Gene Ontology annotation, biological process: G protein-coupled receptor signaling pathway. The record is from RefSeq and is a predicted model, not a curated record.